This is a messenger RNA of Trichomonas vaginalis G3, 878 nucleotides long. RefSeq names its product protein of unknown function, DUF4106 family. The annotation marks the transcript as partial. The transcript has a single exon. NCBI's taxonomy places the organism in Eukaryota, Parabasalia, Trichomonadida, Trichomonadidae. The record is from RefSeq and is a predicted model, not a curated record.
AUGUUCGCCGACAUACAAAAGACUCCAACAUCAGAUGAAAAUAUCCAGCAUAGAAUGGAAGAACUGAAAGAAAAUGUACACAAAUACAACAAUCCUUUUUACUUACGAGCAUAUAACGUUCAAUCUUUGGAUGAACUCGGUGAAAAUAAAAGGUUAAAUUUCAACAAAACAUAUAGAAAUGAAACAUUGUUUAAAGUUCAUUCAGAACCUAGCCAAUAUGGAAACAAACCUACUUUUGUUUCUGCAGACGAUGGAACUACAAUGAGAUGGGGUCAUAAAGCUAAUCCGGAUAGGUGGUUCAUAAACUUACAACCACAAUUCCAAGAAGUUGUAGACGCAAUGGAAGUGAAUGGUGAACCAGAUGUAGCUGGUAUUUUCAGCGCGGCUUUAAUGCCAUUGAAAGAUAUGAAAGAUGCAGAUAUUUUGGACCAGUAUGAAAUGAACAUGGCUGAUGGAAAUAUAACACCUGACGUUCUAGAACAUUUAUCUCAAAGAACUACACAGAACCAUAGAGAUGGUAUAUUUGGUGAAGAGUUUAGAAAGAAAGUUAGGGAGAGAGAAGGAAGAGAACCUAUUGUACAUGACCUUGCAAACGAAAGUUUACAAAAUGUCAUAAAAACUUACUUUGCAGACAAUGAACCGAGAAGGGAUGAAUAUUUAAGAAAACUCAAAUGGACAGUACCAAAUGAAAUGUUAGUAUUGAAAAACAUGUUCCUUGACAAAAUAAAACCAACUACAGAAAUAAAUGACGCAAGACUGAAACAUUGGGUAAAAGCUUUCCCAUUCACAAAAGAUAUUAUUGGUAACAUGGAAAGAAAACCAGAAUGGCUACAAAAACAUAUAUUUGGAAACGAGCUUAUUCCAUAUGGACAAGCUAU